UAUCUCGCCCUGCAAAGAAAAUGGCGACGGAGACGAAGAAACUCACAGAUCUUAGAGUUGUAGAUCUCAAAGCGCAAUUAGAAAAACGGGACCUUGAUAAAACGGGAGUAAAAGCGGUGCUGUUGGAGAGACUUCAAAAGGCACUUGAAGAAGAAGGGUAUGCUGAUCCAACCACCAUUGAAAUGGAAGUAACCGACUCACCAGCAAAGAAAACUACCUCAACAGCAAGAAAAACUCCCAUUAGAAAUAAAACAGAUGGAGAUGACAGUCAAGAGAAGGAUGAUGAUGAAAAGGGUGAUGAUGAGGCAGAGGAGAGUGCUGUUGAUGAGGAAGAGACCCCAACUGGUGAAGGAGUACCAGCAGUGAAAGAAACAGCCAAGGAGAACUCUGCCCCAGCAGGUGAGGGUGAGGAACCCAUGGAGACUGAUGAAGGAAAACAGGAACCAGCCACAGAGGAUGCUGCAGACAACCCUCAGCAGAAUCAUCUAGAAGACACGGCCACUGAGAAGAAAACUGAGGAGACAUCAAAGCCCCCUGAGGCGGAGGAGAAAAAGGAAGAGCCAAUGGAGCAAGAGAAAAAUGAGUCGACUGAGGAAGCAGAUGCUAAGCCAGCCCUUGAAGCAUCUAGUGCAACCCCUUCUGCGACAAGUGAUCCGACAAAUAAAUCAGAAACCAACUUGCCAGAGCAGUCUGACACAACAAUGCCAUCCAACACAACAGCUGAAUCAAUCAACAACAAAGCAGACACAGAUAUUAAGCCAGCUGAGCCAACUUCAGCAGACAUUGCAGUGGUUGCUGAACCUACAGAAAAAGCAGAUACUGAAAGUACACAAGUCAAUCCAGAAGAUAUUAAAAAGGAGGCUGAAGAAAAACCUAGUGACACUGACAAUGCCAAGAGUGAGUCUAGUGAUAGUGCUGUGAAAGCAGUUGUGCCGGAAAAAGAGGCUACUCCAGCAGACAAAGCAAUAAAAGAUGAGAAGACUGAUGGAGGGAAAACUGACGGUGAGGGUGAAUCUCUAGAAGUGCUUGUUGAUGAUACUCAGUACGACUUCGAUGCAGACCUCAAAACUGAGGGAGGUGAAGGAAAAUCAACUGAGGCUGGGUCUGAAUCCAAACCUGGCGAUUCCUCCGAGGGUGGUUCCGCUACCAAGCCUGAUGACAAGUCGGCGAAAACUGGUGAUACCGACAGUAAGGCUGAUGAAAAGAAACCCGAUGAUAAGAGUUCCAACAAAGACGCCAAGAAAGAUGAUCGAAGUGGCAGCAAGAAUCUGUGGGUGAGCUCCCUCUCAUCAACGACCCGUGCCACAGAUCUCAAGGCACUCUUCAGCAAAUAUGGAAAGGUUGUUGGAGCCAAGGUGGUAACCAAUGCAAGGAAGCCUGGGUCGCGCUGUUAUGGCUUCGUAACCAUGUCAUCAGCAGAGGAGGCUGCCAAGUGCAUCCAACAGCUACACAGGACAGAGUUGCAUGGGAAAAUGAUCUCUGUUGAGAAGGCUAAAAGUGAUCCUGGGUCAGCAGCUCCAAAGGGCCAGGCAGCCAAAAAACCCGAGUCGAGGAAACCAGAACAGAAGCCAGCAACGCCAACCAAGGCUGAAGAUGAAGCCAAAGAUGGUGAGAAAAAAGAUGUGAAGGAGGACAAGGAAGGUGACAAGGAUGUGAAGAAAGAUGACCACAAGGACAGCCACACCCACCGCGGGCAUAGCUCCUCUCACCGCCACCACUACGGCUACAGGGACCACCGUGGAGGAGGCCGCUACCCCAACCGCCGGGAUGACCGCAGUGGGCCAUACAACCGACGGACUCCACCCCACCACCGGCGGUCAGAUACCAGCAGGGACAGGAAAACUUCAGAAAAAGACAAGGACAAGGACAAACCUCGUACUGUGGUGAUGGACAAAGACAAGGGUGAGCCUGUGAUCAGUGUCACUGGGGACGGGGAGAAAACAGAGGAAAACCCCAAGGUGGAGGGAGAGGCUGGAGCCACCACUACUGAUGGGGGAAAGGAGGGUGAGACAUCUAUUACCAAGGAAGGAGAAGCUGCUAAAAAAGAUGAUGGAGGGGAAAAGACCGAAAAGAAGGAAGAAGAUUCUCGUCGCUCUUCUUCUAGAGCUAGGAGAGAUGACGUUCGUAGUAUGGAUAGGAUCAAGAAGGAUAAGGAGCAGGAGAGAUUACGUCGUAUGGAAAAUCGUAUGAGAGAGGAGGAGCGCAGACACCGACGGGAAAUGAUCCAAGAACGCCGCAGACAGAGAGACAUGGCACAGAAACAACGCCUUGAGGCCCUGAAACUCAACAGGGAAAGAGAAAAGCUCAGACGAGAGCGUGAGUUGUUGGAGAAGGAGAGGAUGGAGGCUGCGCGGAUGGAGAGGCUCCGAUUGGAGCAGAUUGAACGGGAACGACUGGAGAGGGAACGAGAGGAGAAACGUAGACUUGAACAACUCAGAAUACAAGAGGAACAACAGAGAAGAGCUACCAAGAGGGCAUAUGAGUCAAGAGACAGAGAUAUUUAUUGGGACGCCAAGCGGCCUGCACUCAAUGAUAGAAGUUAUGGCGAUAGGGCUGAGCGUGGAGGUAGGGAUGCAGUGUCUGGCGGAGGACGCUUUGUUGAGAGAGUUGCUCAGUCUGAGAAUGUGAAUGACAGGCGAGUGGUGGACCGAUAUGACCGUGGGGAUCGGGGCGGACGAGGCGGGAUAGACCGAGAUGCUGACCUUCCUGCCAGGGGAAGGGUGGAUGACAGACGGGAAGUGAGGGAUGUCGGGCGCAGGGAUGAUCGUUCUGCCGUCACCAGGGAUGACAGGGGAGCAAGAGAUCAAAGGUUUGACAGAAAUCCUGCCCCACGUGGCCCAAGGUCACCUCCACCACCCCGUGAGCGCAGCCCAGAACCUCACAGACGUAUUGACCAUAAUCGUGGAGAUGUAGAUGACCGCAGGGACAUUGGUGGCUCUGGGUAUAGAGGAGUGGGGGGUCGGGACCGUGUAGAUGCCAGACAGCCAGAUCGCAAUGGUGGUCGUCAGAAUAUGGGAGUGCGGGACUCACGUGGGGACUAUGGCAGAAAUGACAGAGAUCAGAAUAACAUCUCCAGAGAUCACAGAGAUGGGCGUAGCAACCAGACAGACCUUCGAGGGUCAGGGGCGUCAGGGGGCCAGCGUGGUGACUGGCAAGGACAGAGUCGGGGUGGUAGCCAGGGGCACCAGGACAGGGGUCGUGGAGCUGACACCACGGUCAAAGGCUUUAGGGGCCAGGCAGGAACUAUAAUGAAAAGUACAGGACCAGUGGGUGGAUCUGCAAGCACAUGGGGGGCAGCAGCACAAAGGACAGAUGCUGCAACUCUGGCUAGACAGCCGGACCGUUGGGCAGGCAGCUCCAUUGUACAGGCAGAGACCAGACCAAUUGCAUAUCAGGCCAUGGGGGCCCCGCCAAUCAUAGCCACCAAUGUGCCCACUGGCAUGUAUGUAGCAACCUCAAUGGCCCCUGGGGGAGCCCUCAUGAUGGCACCCACCCUGCAGGGUCAGGGACGGGCCACAGAUCAGAGGUUUGACGCAUACAAAGCCAUGGGAGCUAACCUGAGACGAUACUGAGAACAUUAUUGUACUUGGAAAUUAUUUUUAUUUCAGAAAAUGUCAAGAUUCAGGAUUUUGCAACCCAUUCAUACUUCUUCAUUUUCAUUAUUUUUGUACAUUAGUUUUUUCCCCCUCAUUUGCUUUGUGAGCUAUGUAAGAGCAUGUGGAUGCGAUUUUCAAAACAUCUCGUCAAUCAUGUUUUAAAUCAAAUUUGUUCAUUCUUCUUUUUUAAUGUGAAAAUCGACUUGUGUUCAAUCACAAGAAACUGUUCCCUUUUACAUGCCUUUGUUGUUUCAAAUAAAGUAUAAAGAAUGAAAGUA
Messenger RNA from Mya arenaria, 3874 nucleotides. RefSeq names its product scaffold attachment factor B1-like. Bases 21 to 3572 code for a protein of 1183 amino acids. NCBI's taxonomy places the organism in Eukaryota, Metazoa, Mollusca, Bivalvia, Myida, Myidae. Gene Ontology annotation, molecular function: RNA binding; sequence-specific DNA binding. Gene Ontology annotation, biological process: regulation of mRNA processing; regulation of transcription by RNA polymerase II. The record is from RefSeq and is a predicted model, not a curated record. The transcript is spliced from 21 exons. Gene Ontology annotation, cellular component: nucleus.